Messenger RNA from Penicillium manginii, 1566 nucleotides. RefSeq names its product cytochrome P450 monooxygenase. The coding region runs from base 1 to 1566 and encodes 521 amino acids. Lineage: Eukaryota; Fungi; Ascomycota; Eurotiomycetes; Eurotiales; Aspergillaceae. The transcript has 6 exons. Gene Ontology annotation, molecular function: monooxygenase activity; iron ion binding; heme binding. The record is from RefSeq and is a predicted model, not a curated record.
AUGCUCAACGAUACACCUGAAGUGCCCGUAGGCUUCCUAGGAGGUCUCGCGUGGGACUUUAUCGCCCCCAUUCACGAUGCGUCUAAAUCGCAUCCUCAAUUUUGGGUUACGCUCACUUCUCCCCUCUUUUUGGACAAUUUGAAAUCUUACUUUGGAGCUGCUGCGGGUAUUUUGCUUACCUUGCUCUUUGUAUAUAUAAUUGCUCGCUCCGUAUACCUUGUCACCUGGCAUCCGUAUGCUAAGUACCCGGGCCCCUUUUUGGCCAAAUUUACCAUCCUUUACAGCGCAUACCAUGCACUGAAGGGUGAUCUUCAUCUGGACAUGUGGAAGUGCCACCAGAAAUAUGAAAUCUACCAAUCAGCCAAACAAAUCCAAAAAUCUCCAGAUUAUCAGGUCAUGAACUUGAAGGUUGCGAGCACAUUUACCGAAGUUGAUAAAAAGAUUCACGAACGAAAGCGUCGCCUCGUCAGCCACGGUUUCUCCGAUGCCUCGCUUCGAUUGUAUGAGCCGCGGAUUCUGACCAACGUCACCAAAUUUGUGAAUCGAAUUUUAUCUAGCAAAAAGUCCGAGGAUGGAUGGACUGAGUCUCUGAAUAUCGGCGACUUUGCUGGUGACUUUGCUUUCGACGUGAUGACAUCAGUUAUCUAUGGACUCUGUUACAAUCUGCAGGAGGAUCCUAAGUAUAGAUUCAUCAUUCCUGUUAUUUCAGGUGUCAACUUUCGAAUCGGCAUCCUCUCGCAGGCCCCCAUGCUGGCUUGGCGCAAGAUGGACAGAUACAUAUUCCACAAAGCAAUUAAGGCACGAAAUGUGUUCUUAGGCUUCGUUGGAAAGAUCAUUAAGGAUCGCAUGAAAGCAACAGAUAUCACCGGUGAUGCUUUCUCCAUUUUGUUUGCUGCCAAGGAUGAUGAGCUUAAGGAGGGGCUAAGCCGCGAUCAGUUGAAUGCCGAAAGUCUGAACUUCGUCGUGGCUGGGUCUGACACGACUGCCACUUCCAUGUCCGCAACUAUCUUCUACCUCACCAGAUAUCCCGACGCAUACACAAAGGCAGUAGCGGAGGUUCGUUCUGCAUUCCACGACAUUAAAGAUUGCUCUGUGGAGAAAGGUCCUUCCCGGGGAUUGUCCUUUGGCGGCGAGUAUGUGCCCGAGGGCUGCGAGCUGGGCACCGGUAUCUAUAGUAUUCACCACAGCUCCAAGUACUACCGUGAUCCCUUCGUGUAUCGACCGGAGCGGUGGUUCAGUCAUCAGCCCGAUGUUAAUGGUCAAUAUUCCGAGGAGGCUGCACUUGAGCUCGAAGAAGCGAAGGCUGCGUUCAACCCUUUCUCUCUUGGUAUGAGGGGAUGUGUUGGCAAGGCUCUGGCGAUGAAUGAGAUCAUGCUUGCUUUUGCGGCACUUUUGGUUAGUUGUGAUAUUCAGUUAACUCAUUGUGAAGAAUCACGUCUUGGUGAAGGUUCUAAGAAUGCUGAAUAUGGACGUCAUCGUGUUUUCGAAUACCAAGUGAAGGAUUGGCUUAUUGCCUGUCGCAAUGGUCCGAUGGUAAAGGCAAAGGCCUGGUCUCGCGAUGAAUGA